Coregonus clupeaformis (lake whitefish) is the source of this 1579-nucleotide messenger RNA. Its product is annotated as iron-sulfur protein NUBPL. Gene Ontology annotation, biological process: mitochondrial respiratory chain complex I assembly; iron-sulfur cluster assembly. Gene Ontology annotation, cellular component: mitochondrion. The transcript has 7 exons. NCBI's taxonomy places the organism in Eukaryota, Metazoa, Chordata, Actinopteri, Salmoniformes, Salmonidae. The record is from RefSeq and is a predicted model, not a curated record. Bases 302 to 1054 code for a protein of 250 amino acids. Gene Ontology annotation, molecular function: 4 iron, 4 sulfur cluster binding; ATP-dependent FeS chaperone activity; ATP binding.
CAGCUUGCCCAAACAAAAGCCCAUUGCUGGAGUGAAAGAAGUUAUUGUGGUGGCCUCAGGGAAGGGGGGUGUUGGGAAAUCAACCACUGCAAUGAAUUUGGCCCAUGGACUCACAGCUAAUGAUCCAGUAAGGAAUGCAUGCAUGAUUAUUCAUUUGCACAUUUUGUUAUUACUGUUGCAUACCAAUUUCUGCCCAAAUGGGAAUGCAGAACCAUGACAAUCUUGCUCUCUCUCAUGACAAUCUUGCUCUCUCUCUGUUUUACUACUGCUGUACUACCCAUUGUUCACUCAGUUGCUCUUCAUGUAUCUUUUCUGCACACAGAGUAAAACAGUGGGCAUCUUAGAUGCUGAUGUUUACGGUCCCUCAGUGCCUAAGCUGAUGAACCUGAUGGGGAACCCAGAACUAACUGACAACAACCUCAUGAGACCGCUUAUGAAUUUUGGGAUUCCUUGUAUCUCCAUGGGGUUUCUGGUAGAGGACGUAGCACCCAUUUACUGGAGGGGCAUGAUGGUGAUGUCGGCUAUAGAGAAGCUACUUAGACAGGUGGAGGAGAAUGAUCAUUCAUAUUGGGGACCGCUGGACUACCUGGUUAUUGACAUGCCACCUGGAACUGGAGAUGUUCAGUUAUCAAUCACUCAGAACAUCCCAAUAGCAGGAGCAGUGAUUGUGUCCACUCCUCAGGAUAUUGCCUUGCUGGAUGCACGCAGAGAAGCAGAAAUGUUCAAAAAAGUCAAUGUACCGGUCCUGGGCAUAGUCCAGAAUAUUAGCGUGUUUCAGUGCCCCAAGUGUAACCACCAGACCCACAUCUUUGGGGCAGACGGAGCAAGGUCACUUGCUGACACUCUGGGAGUACAAGUAUUGGGAGACAUUCCUCUACACCUGAGCAUCAGAGAGAUGUCAGACAGGGGCCAGCCUGUGGUGGUGUCCUCGCCUGAUAGGCCUGAGGGAACAAUAGAUAGUCAAGACAAACAUUGGCAAUGUUGGGAGUCAGACUGUGUAUUCGUCACCAUAACAUUGUGUACGUUUUACACUUUUGAGAGUUUGCCAUGUUAGUUUUCUACCUGGGUUUGUUUCAUAUAUGUCUGCCUAUGCGUAUUGUUUUAGGCUGAGGCCUACAGAAAAGUGGCAACUACCGUGGUCCAGCGUCUAGAAGAACGCUUUGGUUGAGUGACUGCCAACUACUGUGUAGGACAACUGGACAACUAGUAAUCUACAGAAAAUGGACCAGAACACUGCUCUUCUCCCUAUCCCCCACUGUUGCCGCAGAGUCCGCAGAAAUCCAUGGUAUCUGAUCCGGUUACAUUGAUAUAUAUGACAUACUUACUCUAUGGAAUGAUGUAUAGUAUAUUGGACUUUCAUUGUAGUGACAGUGAUAACAUUAUGUUCAGUUUCAGUAGCAAUCUGUCUCUUCAAACCGGUCAGUAUUCAAUAUAUAGAUUUAGUGUUCAGUCUGAUGUUCAAAUACAACAAGUUUUAAUUUAAGCCUUGACACCACAAUGUACAGUCCACAGUAAACUCAUUGAUUGUUAUUUAUGCCCUAAAAGCAUAGGGUGAAAAUAAAGGAAUGCUUUGAUUAUA